Messenger RNA from Rotaria socialis, 1728 nucleotides. Lineage: Eukaryota; Metazoa; Rotifera; Eurotatoria; Philodinida; Philodinidae. The record is from the annotation of a GenBank genome assembly.
AUGCAACCUUUUGACAUCAAUGCUGGUGCACAGUACAAAGCAUCUACAACAUUACCAAUUCAAUUGAAUAAUACAUAUAAUAAUAGUAUUUGUCCUAUUACUCUCAAUGUUCAUACUGACGGCGCACCAUUGGUGCGUACGACAAAAUCUGCUUUGUGGCCAUGUUUAGCUUCGAUAGUUGAGCUUCCUCCACAAGUUAGAGAAAAGCAAGCGAAUAUUCUUGUUUUAUGUUUAUGGACAUCAUGCAUUAAACCUGAUGUGAAUAUAUUUAUGAAUGAUUGUAUUCAACAGUUACUGGAACUAUCAGUUCCAUCCUCAUUAAUUGUUAAUAAUUUACAGUUUUCCAUUACAGUGAAAACUCAACUAUUUGUUUCAGACUUACCUGCGAAAGCACUUUUUUGGAAAACAAUAAAUUACAAUGGAUACAACGCAUGCUCUAACUGUUUCACUGAAGGUGUGUACCAGAAUCGACAAGUACUUUAUCCGUACAAUAAAAAUAGUUAUCGACAACGAACUCAUGUUGAGUUUUUAGCAACCGCUCAAGAAGUUGAUAAUCGUAUUUCAAGUGGAAGAAAAGGUAGCAGUAUUGAUGGAAUUAAAGGUACGUCACCAUUACUUCAAAUUUUUGAGUAUCCGAAGCAAAUCAUUCUGGAUUAUAUGCAUUUAUGCUGUCUGGGCCACAUGUCAACUUUGAUACACCGGUGGUUAACAAUGUUAAAUACUGGAGCACUUGCUGAAAUCAAUUCCAAUUUAGUUUCUCAACGAUUUCCUCAUAAUAUAAGUGUCAAUUUUAAUUACCCAUUGAAUUCCUGUAGUGAUUGGAAAGCGAAACAUUUUCGAAUUUUUUUAUUAUCUAUUGGUCUUCCUUAUAUGCUAGUACAUUUGCCUCCUAUUGUGGUAUCUCAUUUUGCAUUGUAUUCAAUGUUUGUGAAAUUAUUACACUGUCCAAAGUCUUACAAUGAAAUUGACUUAGCCGAUAAAAUUAUACAUUAUUACUGUCGAACAGCACCUCAUAUAUAUGGCGAAACAAUCGAAUUAUUUUCACUUCAUUCUCAUUUGCAUUUACCACAGCAAGUUCUAACACACGGUGGACUAUGUUUUACGUCAGCCUUUUGCUUUGAAAGUUCUAUCCGUUAUCUAAAAAAAAAAGCACACGGAACACGGAAUCUUGGUACUCAAAUUGCUGACUGGAUAAAUAUUGAAACAAUUGUUACUCGACCACCAUUCGAACUUUCGAAAUCUACGGGUGUUAAUAGCAUCAAUAUUAAUAAUCGUAUUUUUGAUAAAUAUCGAAAUGAUUUUUUAAAUAUUUUACGCACAUUUAUUCAGAACGAAAAUGAUAUUGUUUUAUUUUUACGAUUUAAAGAUGUAUUUGUUACUUAUCACACAGUUUUAUAUGAUCUACCGUUUAGUUGCUGUAGUUAUAUUAUUUCUUACAAAUCUACUGAUUCUUCAAUCAAAUAUGGUCAAGUUAUAAUCUUUUUAAAAUAUCAUGAUGGUUAUUAUGCUUAUAUCCAAGAAUAUAAAGCCACAGAAAAAAAUAUAUCUGAUUACGUUUCUGUACCUGCAGAGCUAAAAUCUAAAUUGGAUGAAAUUUUUCCUCUUAGAAGUUUGAGCAAAUCAUAUACUUUUGUACCUAUAGUCAAUAUAUGUCAUAAGUGUAUUCAAGUUAAAUUCCAUGAUUGCGUAUUUCUUUCUGAAGUCCGUGUAGAUUAUGAACAUGAUUAG